This is a messenger RNA of Urocitellus parryii (Arctic ground squirrel), 2021 nucleotides long. It is a transcript of the gene Pim3, whose product is annotated as Pim-3 proto-oncogene, serine/threonine kinase. Gene Ontology annotation, molecular function: protein serine/threonine kinase activity; ATP binding. The record is from RefSeq and is a predicted model, not a curated record. Gene Ontology annotation, cellular component: cytoplasm. NCBI's taxonomy places the organism in Eukaryota, Metazoa, Chordata, Mammalia, Rodentia, Sciuridae. Gene Ontology annotation, biological process: negative regulation of apoptotic process; protein autophosphorylation; regulation of mitotic cell cycle.
CGGUGUGCGGCGCGCCCGCCCGAUCCGCCAGGCUGCUGCGGCCCGGGAGGCCGCCCUCCCGCGUCCGCGCCGGCCCGGUGAGAGGCGGCGCAGAGCGCGAGGCCGCCCGCGAUGCUGCUCUCCAAGUUCGGCUCCYUGGCGCACCUCUGCGGGCCCGGUGGCGUGGACCACCUCCCAGUGAAGAUCCUACAGCCAGCCAAGGCGGACAAGGAGAGCUUCGAGAAGGUGUACCAGGUGGGCGCCGUGCUGGGCAGCGGUGGCUUCGGCACGGUCUACGCAGGCAGUCGCAUUGCCGACGGACUCCCAGUGGCCGUGAAGCACGUGGUGAAGGAGCGAGUGACGGAGUGGGGCAGCCUCGGCGGUGCGGCCGUGCCCCUGGAGGUGGUGCUGCUGCGCAAGGUGGGCGCGGCGGGCGGCGCGCGAGGCGUCAUCCGCCUGUUGGACUGGUUCGAGCGGCCCGACGGCUUCUUGCUGGUGCUGGAGCGGCCCGAGCCGGCACAGGACCUCUUCGACUUCAUCACGGAGCGCGGUGCCCUAGACGAGCCGCUGGCGCGCCGCUUCUUCGCGCAGGUGCUGGCCGCGGUGCGCCACUGCCACGGCUGCGGGGUGGUGCACCGCGAUAUAAAGGACGAAAACCUGCUGGUGGACCUGCGCUCGGGCGAGCUCAAGCUCAUCGACUUUGGCUCAGGAGCGCUGCUUAAGGACACGGUCUACACCGACUUUGACGGCACCCGGGUGUACAGCCCCCCAGAGUGGAUCCGCUACCAUCGCUACCACGGGCGCUCUGCUACCGUGUGGUCCCUUGGUGUGCUGCUCUACGAUAUGGUGUGUGGCGAUAUCCCCUUUGAGCAGGACGAGGAGAUCCUCCGUGGCCGCCUGUUCUUCCGGAGGAGGGUCUCCCCAGAGUGCCAGCAGCUCAUUGAGUGGUGUCUAUCCCUGCGGCCCUCCGAGAGGCCCUCGCUGGACCAGAUUGCUGCCCACCCCUGGAUGCUGGGGGGAGAGGAGGGUGCCCCUGAGAACUGUGACCUGCAGCUUUGUUCCCUGGACACUGACGAUGGGGCCAGCACCACAUCCAGCAGUGAGAGCUUAUGAGGAGGAGCCUGGACUUGCUGCUGGGGGUCUGGGCUGGGCUGAGCCAACCUCCCAGAAUACUGACUUCUCUUCUGCCUGGGCUGUCUCCUGCAAAAGCAGUGACCUCUGAUCCCUGGUGACCUUUGCCCUUGGCACCGGGCGGUUUCCUUUGCUUUGAGUGCCUUUUUGAACGCUGCUCCCUGGGACUGGGUUUUCUCGAGCUCUUCUGUCCAAAGAUGGCUCGGGGCAAAGCAAGGUCCCACCUGCCCUGGGUGGAUACUUGAACCAGAGACUUCUCCCACCCUACUGCCCCGUUGCGGGGGGGCAGUCUUUCCAUCUGAUGGUGUCUGAUCUGGAGAGCCCACCUCCUUGUCUCCAGUCUCAUGGUGUUCAUCUGGGCAUGUCCCUGCACAAGCAAUGCAACGUCGGGCCUCUGCUGCCCACUGCCCCACCGAGCUGUGUCCACGCGUGCCAAUGUCAGUUAUUUAUGGUGUGACCCCCUGGAGGGUGCCCCUGCCCGCUGGGCUAUUUAUUCUUUAAUUUAUUUGUUGAGGUUACUUCCUCUGAGCAGUCCUCCAAGCCCCUGGGAUGGCCAGGGGUAGGCAGGUUGAGGGAGGCUGUGUGUCCCUGACCCUGGUUCUAUUCCUGCACCUGGAGUUGGUCCCCAGACCCACCGUGUCUGUAGGAGGAGGAACUUGUACAGUGGCUAACUUAAGGGGAGUGGGUGAUUCUCCCACCUUGGGCACUCUGCCCCGGGGGUGGGUUUUAAAUUAUUGACCUUGUACAGUCUGCUUGCUGGCUCUGAAGGCUGGGGGUGGGGGGCCAGAGUCUCAAGCCCUUAAUUUAUUUUAGCAGCCGUGUUUCUGUGACCCCGGUGUGAGUAGGCAUCGGGAAAGUGAGAUGUCUGGAGAUCAUAUUUUUUAUACAGGUAUUUCAAUUAAAAAUUUUUU